This is a messenger RNA of Sodiomyces alkalinus F11, 1239 nucleotides long. RefSeq names its product GroES-like protein. Lineage: Eukaryota; Fungi; Ascomycota; Sordariomycetes; Glomerellales; Plectosphaerellaceae. The transcript has 4 exons. Gene Ontology annotation, molecular function: oxidoreductase activity, acting on NAD(P)H. The coding region runs from base 1 to 1239 and encodes 412 amino acids. The record is from RefSeq and is a predicted model, not a curated record.
AUGACUCCCACACAACUCCCAACAUCUCAAACGGUCCUGCUGCUUCAUGGUCCCAGGCAGCCGUACGAUGUUACAACGGGAUACCCCUUACCCGAACUGCAAAAUGGCCGUGAGAUUCUCGUCCAGACAGAGACGUUGGGAUUGAACCCAAUUGACUGGAAAGCACCGGACUUCAACUUUGGCAUCCCCGAGUUACCCUACAUUGCUGGUCGCGAGCUUGCGGGCCGAGUCGUGAAGACUUCACAUUCAACACAGAGAUUCAAAGUGGGCGAUCUCGUUCUCGUCAUCUCAACCGACUAUCGCGACCUUCGCAAGGCCGGCUUCCAACAAUACGUCGUAUCUUUCGACUUCAACACUGCCCGCAUCCCUCCCAAUAUUUGUUCACAAGCCGGGGCUACAAUAGGGGUUGCCUACGUAGCGGCCGUGUUAUCGCUGGGCAUCUGCAUGGGUGUCGACUUUUCCAGCGUCCUCGAUGGCCCCAACCUUCUACAAAUAGUACGGUCUAUCGAGCCAGAGGCCCUGCCCGAGGAUAUCAGGCGAGAAUGCCGUUCCGGAAUCGACUCACAUGAUAAAGCCGUGGCGGGAGACUGGAUAGCAAUAUGGGGUGGUAAAGUUGAUCUGUCCCAGUGCUCAUCCACCUCAGCCAACCUGGCCGUCCAACUAGCAAGGCUGGCAGGCCUCCGCGUCGUCACCAUCGUCGACAAAGCAAAGCACGGGCUGCGGUUAUCCAACCACCAACUCCUCAAGCCCGACCUCCUAGUCGACAGCCACGACCCCGACCGUGCCGUCGCAAUCAUCAAGGCCAAUGUCGGCAAGAAUCUCCGCUUUGCCCUCGACACGACGGGGCGGGAAUCCGCUCGGUCUCUCUUGGCGGCGCUCUGGAAACCGUACGGUGACGCGGUGCUGGAGGACGGUCGGGCCACGCCGCCUCCUAGUCCCCCUGAGACCCCGCGGGGGUCGACGUCGCUGUCGAGCCACCUGAUUGGGCUGACUGGCUUGCCCAAGGAGUCGGCGCCGAGUGGAGUGGUGUAUCACAAGGUUCCUAUCAAACUGUUCCACGAGGUACCCGCGGUUGGGGAGUCGUUGGUGUUGUGGUUGGAAAGGUUGCUGGAAAUGGGGAAGCUUACACCGCCUGAGAUCCUCGCAUCUGAGUCUGGGUUUGACGGAGUUAACAGGGCAUUAGACAGGAUGAGGAAGGGAGAUAUUAGGGGGGGUCGUAUGGUUGUGAAUCUGACAUAG